AUGGCGGGUGGUCCCUCCCAUGAACCUGAUGGCCCCUAUGGUGCAGCAGGACCUCUUCCCCACCGCCCACCCCAGCGCAGCGAGGAGUCUGUGAACCCCGGCGCCGGGCAUAAAGGGCAGCCCCAUGAGGAGCCAGCACAGCUUUACCCAGAACCCCCUGACCCGCAGCGGCCCCGAGCACAGCGCCCUGAGAUGAAGGCCCUGGUCCUGACCAUCACACUCGGCCUGUUUGCUGCCCUGCAGGCCCAGGAGCCCCUGUCCACCCGCCCAGAGACACAGGAUUUCACAGGAACAUGGUAUGUGAAGGCCAUGGCGACUGACAAGCACAUGCCUAUGGAGAAGAGGCCCGACAAGGUGUCCCCAGUGACAAUGACAGCCCUGGAUGGUGGGGACUUGGAGGUCUCCUUUACCUUCAUGAAGGCAGACCAGUGCCAUGAGAAGAGGAUCGUCCUGCAGCAAAUGGCAGAGCCCGGCAAAUUCAGCACCUGUGGGGGCAAGAAGAACGUGUAUCUCCUGGAGCUGCCCGUUGAGGACCACUACAUCUUCUACUGCAAGGGCUCGUUCCACAUGGGAAAGCUCAUGGGUAAAAAACCUGACCUGAACCUGGAAGCCCUGGAAGAAUUUAAGAAAUUCACGCAGCGCAAGGGGCUGCCGCAGGAGAGUAUCUUCCUGCCGCUCCAGAUGGAAAACUGCAUUCCUGAAAGUGAUUAGGGUGAGUUUGAAGCAAACAAGCAUGCUGGAUGGGAGGUCAGGAGCCAUGGGGGCACCCCCAACUGCAGGCAGGAGGACCCCGGGUGGGCCAGGUGGGGCCUGCUCUGCGACCCCGGGCACGGCUCAUCCUCACGCAGGAGGUCUGUCCCUGAGCAUCAUUCCCAGGACAGCAGGGACUCUUCUGGGUGUUGGGUUUGCUCUUUGUGUAAUGUGGGAGCAAUGGGAGGGGGUCUAUCCCCACUGCACACACUCCUGGUGGGAGCUGGGACCUGCUGCAGCCCUGUGCUGCAGCCCUGAGAGGCCUGCAAGUGCCCACUGCCCUUCCGCCUCGGCCUCGCUGAAACCCUCCUUCCCAGGGCAGGAGCACUCUGUUCUGCAGGACGUGGAAGAAAUCCCCGGGCCUGGGGCCACCCGCCCCCUCAUCGCCCUCUGCCCCCUCCCACCCUCCACCCCCUCUCCUGGCUCCUCAUAAAGAGC
Messenger RNA from Manis pentadactyla (Chinese pangolin), 1188 nucleotides. RefSeq names its product odorant binding protein 2B (gene OBP2B). The transcript has 7 exons. The record is from RefSeq and is a predicted model, not a curated record. Gene Ontology annotation, molecular function: small molecule binding. Bases 1 to 711 code for a protein of 236 amino acids. NCBI's taxonomy places the organism in Eukaryota, Metazoa, Chordata, Mammalia, Pholidota, Manidae.